AAAUUCUCAAUUUGUCGAGCUGCGUUACCUUUCUGCCUCCCCUUCUUCAGUCAUUGGUUGCCUUAACAUUUAUUUACCACAAAUCGGAUCUCCACAGUCUCCCGUCUGGCCGGUGGCCGUCUAAGAUGCACGAUUGGUCCGCGUUGUCCGGACUAUGAGCCAGCAGCUGCAGUCGGAAUUUUACUUCAACAACAAGGAAGACUACAACACCAUCCUCGACAGCAUGAGCCGGGACUUCAAUGAGCGUUGGAACAAGCAAACCCAAUCCCCGUACACCAACCUCGAGAACUAUGUGCAGCGUGCGGUGCUCGGAAAUGGCAGCUUUGGCACUGUGCUGCUGGUCAGAGAGAAGGCGGGCAAGAACUACUAUGCGGCCAAGAUGAUGAGCAAGGAGGAUCUGGUGCGCCUCAAGCAGGUCAAUCAUGUGCACAACGAGAAGACAGUGCUGAGUGCCGCUCGUUUUCCCUUUCUCAUUCAUUUGAUAGACUCCUCCAAGGACUUUGACUAUCUCUAUCUCGUGUUGCCCUUCAUCAACGGCGGGGAACUCUUCUCCUACCAUCGCAAAGUGCGGAAAUUCAGUGAGAAACAGAGCCGCUUCUAUGCCUCACAGGUGGUGCUGGCCCUCGAGUACAUGCACCGCAUGAACCUCAUGUAUCGCGACCUCAAGCCCGAGAAUAUUCUAUUGGAUCUCAAAGGAUACAUUAAGCUGACAGAUUUUGGUUUCACAAAGCGCGUGGAGGGACGCACCACUACGCUCUGCGGCACACCCGAGUACCUUGCCCCCGAGAUCAUUCAGCUGAAGCCGUACAACAAAAGCGUCGACUGGUGGGCCUUUGGCAUUCUGCUCUUUGAGUUUGUGUCCGGCCGUUCGCCCUUUGCCGCCCACAAUCGCGAUGUCAUAAUUAUGUACUCAAAGAUCUGCAUGGGCGAGUAUCGAAUACCCAAUUAUUUCACGGCGCACCUCAAGAACAUGAUAGAGGGACUCAUGCAGGUGGACACGUCCAAGCGUUUAGGAAACUCGACGGAGGGUCCGGCGGACAUCAAGGCACAUCCGUGGUUCCAGGGCGUCGACUGGUUUGCGGUGCUCAAUCAGGAGGUGCCGCCACCCUACGUGCCCACGGUCACCAGCAUCGAGGAUCUCUCGCACUUCGAUCACUUUGAGGCCAAGGCCAAGCUCAAGUCCAGGAUCAAUCGCCAUCCCGAGUUGUUUAUGGAUUUCUAGGGGAUCCCUUGUGGUUGUUCCUUUGUUGUCAGUUUUUAUUGCUUUUGAGAUUUCUGUGCUUUGAAA
Messenger RNA from Drosophila subobscura, 1288 nucleotides. It is a transcript of the gene Pka-C2, whose product is annotated as cAMP-dependent protein kinase catalytic subunit 2. Lineage: Eukaryota; Metazoa; Arthropoda; Insecta; Diptera; Drosophilidae. The transcript has 5 exons. The record is from RefSeq and is a predicted model, not a curated record. The coding region runs from base 155 to 1222 and encodes 355 amino acids. Gene Ontology annotation, cellular component: nucleus; cAMP-dependent protein kinase complex. Gene Ontology annotation, molecular function: ATP binding; cAMP-dependent protein kinase activity. Gene Ontology annotation, biological process: peptidyl-serine phosphorylation.